CCUUCACUGUUCCAGUAAAGCUGGUAGCUCUAAUGCACAUUGUUUUGCUCAAUUAAAAAAAAAAAUCUCAAAUCUAUCAAGGUGAUUUUAAAACCUUCGAAUAGAUUCCCAAACGCUUAUUUAAGUGAUUUAUACCGAAAUCAAAACGCCUUUCAAGUGUAUGUGUCGUUUUUCAUGAAAAGUCCGAAGUCUGUCGGAGGACUUGAACGCGUCACGCCAGCAGGCGCACAGCUGAAGCGAGACGAAAACAUGCACUGAUCACUUUUGGCCGCCGUGGAGUCUCCGAAAACUAAUAAUAAUUAAAAAAAAAUGUGGACCGAAGCGCAAAACGACAGCAAGCUCGUCCCCGACGGGGUCGACAACACUUCGGAGAUGGUUGACCCAGAUCUGACCUGGCAAGCACUGCAGAGAAACGGUUCUACUGCAGCAGCUGUUCGUCCAUCAAGUACCGAAGACGCUUUAAACACAAGUAAUGGAAUCAUUCCUGGAGCCAUCGCGGCCGCCAUGUUCAUCACGAUGUUACUGGGCCUCUAUGCCGUGCUGUGGAAGUGCAUGGUGUCGCCGCCGCAAAGAAAGCGGCGGAAAAUAAGAGCGAGACUUCAGCAAAGAACGUCGGCGUGACCGUACGAGACCAGUUUUGCGAGACGUUUUCUCCAAAAGAUGCGGAUUGCGAUGGCGGCGAACCACUAAAGAUGUUUGAUACAGCGAAGUGACGGGCACUGUUCCCACUCGCCGUCACUCUUUCCUGCUGACUGGACGCUGCUCAUUGUUCUUGUUUUGAAAAGUCUGCUGCUUUUUGCGGUGUCAACUCUGCACUACUGAGGGCUGAGACUGCUCACUCCCUAAACCACCAAAAAACUGUUUGAGUGAAGUUACUGCGUCUGAUGACGCGGCUAACUACCUUCUAUUUUAAAACCUAAAUAAAACCCCGUUUUCCUCCCAAGGAUGUGAAGGACUAUCAAAAUCACCCUAAAAAAAGGGAAAAAAAUGGCAUUACCAAUUUAAAGUAAUAAAUGUAUGAGGUCCAUCUUUCCAUUUUCUGAGCCGCCUAUCCUCACAAGGGUCGCGGGAGCGGUGGAGCCUAUCCUAGCUAUCAUCGGGCAGGAGGUGGGGUACACCCUGAACUGGUUCCUAGCCAUUUGGAGGGCACAUAGAGACAAACAGCCGCACUCACAAUCACACCUAUAGGCAAUUUUAAAGUGUCCAUGUUUUUGGGAUGUGGGAGGAAAUUGGAGUGCCUGGAGUAAACCCACACAUUCACAGGGAGAACAUGCAAACGCCACACAGGCGGGGUUGGGAUUGAACCCGGGUCCUCAGAACUGUGAGGCCAACGCUUUGCAGCUGCGGCACCGUGCCGCUCUAUGUAUGAGGUCAAAGUUGCAUUUUUUUAUAGAUAAAGUUGUGUAUUUUUUAGGAAAAUAAAGUUGCAUAGUUCCAAGAUAGUUACGUAUUUGUCAGACAAAUUGUGAUUUCAGCAGAAUAAAGUUGUAUAUUUUCAAGAUAAAAUUGGCUUGUAAUUUUACAAAACAAAAAAAGUCUCAUUCAGAGAAAAAGACUGGAUAUUUUAGAUUUUUUUUUAGAAUAAAGUCCCAGUACAAUGAAAACUAUAUGGUAUACUCCGAGCAAACCAACAUCAAAAUUAGAGAGCAGUAUUUAGGCUACUGAAAAAUGCAAACCUUAUUCUCGUAAUAUUAAAAUUUUAAUAUGGAAAAUAGUUGGUCUCAUAAUUGUUUUUUUAAACUUUUUUUUUGAGAAAAAAAAGUCAAAUUUGGCAUAUUACUAUGACCUGGACAGCUAGAAGUCUACACACAUAUAAAGGAAAAACUUUUUUUAAAGUAGCAACAGUGGUAUUUUUUCAUUAUUGUGACUUAGCUCAAAAUGGACAAUUAUAUUCUUGGACUAAACAUAUCUUAAAAAUAUGUUUAAUGCCCAUGAUCUUCAAAAUAUACAAGACUUGAUUCUUGUAAUACUUUAACUUUUAUUUUUUUUAAUCUUGAAAAUCUACCGCUUUAUUAUUGCAAGAUCACAUCUUUAAUCUCAUGCCACUUAUUUUCUUUCAGUACGGCCAUCAUACACUUUCCUGCAGAAGUAACCUUUUGCCUUUGAUGCAAUUUAUUAUCUUUCUUUGGGAUUGGGAAGUGUUUAAUCACUGUAGAUAUGUUGUAAAAUUAACUGUGAUAUUUUUUCGAGUGGACUGAACCUGAAUAAAUGUGAAAUUGAAAUGACAGUAAAG
Molecule: messenger RNA, 2233 nt
Organism: Syngnathoides biaculeatus (alligator pipefish)
Lineage: Eukaryota; Metazoa; Chordata; Actinopteri; Syngnathiformes; Syngnathidae
Exons: 5
Coding region: 310-621 (103 amino acids)
Source: RefSeq, a predicted model, not a curated record